Messenger RNA from Impatiens glandulifera, 1327 nucleotides. Its product is annotated as probable xyloglucan galactosyltransferase GT12. NCBI's taxonomy places the organism in Eukaryota, Viridiplantae, Streptophyta, Magnoliopsida, Ericales, Balsaminaceae. The transcript has a single exon. The coding region runs from base 1 to 1326 and encodes 441 amino acids. The record is from RefSeq and is a predicted model, not a curated record. Gene Ontology annotation, molecular function: glycosyltransferase activity.
AUGAAGAAGCCUAUCAACAAAAUCUGGUUAGCUUUCUCAACAUUCAUGUUCAUUUGGUUAUUACUUCUCUAUUCUUUCUCAAUCUUGAAAACCAAGUUCAUAAGCGAAAACAAAGUUUAUCAGAACGUCGUCCAUCGCGAAAAAUCCUCCAAUUGCUCCGGUCGAUAUAUCUACAUUCACAAUCUUCCAACCCAAUUCAACGUCGACAUUCUUAAGAAUUGCACAACUUUAUUUAAAUGGUUCAAUAUGUGCAAAUCAAUUUCAAACAUGGGUCUUGGCAAAAAAACAUCUCACAAGAAUUGGUACGCUACAAAUCAAUUCAAUCUAGAGAUUAUUUUUCAUAAUAGAAUGAAUCAAUAUGAAUGUCUAACCAAGAAUUCUUCAUUAGCCACCGCCAUUUACGUUCCCUACUACGCUGGAUUCGACGUGGGUAGAUUUCUAUUCAGAAAAACAGACAUCUCUGUUCGUGAUAAAAACGUUGUUGAUUUAGUAAAUUGGUUAACUAAACAACCAGAAUGGAAAAAAAUGUCUGGAUUAGACCAUUUCUUAAUAAGUGGAAGAGUAACAUGGGAUUACCGACGACAAUCUGAUGAACAAUCAAGCUGGGGAAACAAACUAUUUCUCACGCCAGAAAUUCGUAACAUGACAGCUUUGAUUAUCGAAAAAGACCCAUUUGAUAACAAACUCGAAGUAGCAAUUCCAUACCCAUCUUAUUUCCAUCCAUCAAAUUCAAUUGAAAUCAAAAAAUGGCAAAAUGAAGUUAAAAAAAUGAAAAAAAAAUUCCUCUUCUCCUUCAUCGGUUCGCCACGUCCAAAAGAUAAUAAGUCAAAUCGAGGUGAAAUCAUUAACCAAUGUUUAAAAAGCCGGCGUUGUAAUUUACUAGACUGUAAAAACAACAAAUGUGAUGAUCCAUUAUUAGUUAUAAAAGCUUUUGGAAAAUCGAAAUUCUGUUUACAACCUGCGGGAGAUACAUAUACUAGAAGAUCAACUUUUGAUGCAAUACUUGCUGGUUGUGUGCCGGUUUUCUUUCAUCGGAGAUCGGCUUAUGGUCAGUAUGUUUGGCAUUUACCUAAGAAUUAUACAAAGUAUUCUGUGAUUAUAAAUGAGAAUGAAGUGAAAGAAGGAAAAGUGAAUAUUGAAAAGGUGUUGGGGAAGAUAUCGAAGAUGGAGGUGAUGGCUAUGAGAGAGGAAGUGGUGAAGUUGAUACCUAAAUUGCUUUAUGUUAAUCCGAUGAAGAAGGUGGAGAAAGGAUUGGAAGAUGCGUUUGAGAUUGCUGUUAAAGGGGUUUUAGAGAGAAUUAAGGAGAGACAGAAAAAAAUUAUUUGAA